GCGACCUGCGUCGUUGCCAUUGAGGCUUUAGGCUUCCUAUCUGAACGAUGCCUAAAGUGGUGUCCCGCUCGGUAGUGUGCUCCGACACCCGGGACCGGGAGGAAUAUGAUGACGGCGAGAAGCCCCUUCACGUCUACUACUGUCUGUGCGGCCAGAUGGUUCUGGUGCUGGACUGUCAGUUAGAGAAGUUACCCAUGAGGCCCCGGGACCGGUCACGUGUGAUUGAUGCUGCCAAACAUGCCCACAAGUUUUGUAACACAGAAGAUGAGGAGACUACGUAUCUUAGGAGGCCUGAAGGCAUUGAACGGCAGUACAGAAAGAAGUGUGCAAAGUGUGGACUACCACUGUUCUACCAGUCUCAGCCGAAGAAUGCCCCCGUGACCUUCAUUGUGGAUGGAGCAGUCGUCAAGUUUGGCCAGGGUUUUGGUAAAACCAAUAUAUAUACUCAAAAACAAGAGCCUCCUAAGAAGGUGAUGAUGACCAAACGGACUAAAGACAUGGGCAAGUUCAGCUCUGUUACUGUGUCUACCAUUGAUGAAGAGGAAGAAGAGAUUGAAGCUAGGGAAGUGGCUGACUCGUAUGCACAGAAUGCCAAAGUGAUUGAAAAACAGCUGGAACGCAAAGGCAUGAGCAAGAGGAGACUGCAAGAGCUGGCUGAACUGGAAGCUAAGAAAGCGAAAAUGAAGGGGACUUUAAUCGACAACCAGUUCAAAUGAGCAGGAUCUUUCUCUGAGCCCAGACUGGAGGCAAGCAUUUAGAUCAUAAAGAAAAAUAACUCCUUGAUUAUACGGAUUGGUUCCUACUUAAGCCCCAGCAGAAGGCUUUCUGUUGCUUCCAGUUGAUUUUCCUACAUUCAAUAAAGUCUUUGAGUCCAUUUGA
Molecule: messenger RNA, 879 nt
Organism: Tupaia belangeri chinensis (Chinese tree shrew)
Lineage: Eukaryota; Metazoa; Chordata; Mammalia; Scandentia; Tupaiidae
Gene: STEEP1
Product: STING1 ER exit protein 1
Exons: 7
Coding region: 48-716 (222 amino acids)
Biological process (GO): endoplasmic reticulum membrane organization; endoplasmic reticulum to Golgi vesicle-mediated transport
Source: RefSeq, a predicted model, not a curated record